CAAAGGACAAAGAUGAGGGCAGAUCUUGCUGGGGACGGACGGAAGAACCCUCUUUUGCUAAAUCUGCCGUCCUCGCUGGUUCAUUCCCCACCCGUCCCGUCCACUCCACUCCCGAAAAGGAUGAAUUGGAAAAAGAAAGAUCCCGUCCUGCUUUCACACCACGUACGAAACCCUAUAUGAACCCCAUCACCUCAUUCUCUUCUAAUACCUCGCACAACACAGACAGGCAUCUCAGAGAGAGAAAGAGAGAGAGAGGGACAGGAAGAUGGCCUCUAUCUGUGUUUGUGGAGUGAAGGUUUCUGGGUCGUGUUUCUUGUUUUGCUGAGGUUAGGCUGCUCGGAGGGACAGAUGGUGCCGGCGGCUUUCGUGUUCGGGGACUCGCUCGUGGACGUGGGCAACAACAACCACUUGCCGGUCUCGCUCGCCAAGGCCGACUUCCCGCACAACGGCAUGGAUUUUCCCAACAAGAAGGCCACCGGAAGGUUCAGCAACGGCAAGAACAGCGCGGAUUUUCUCGCUGAGAAGUUGGGCUUGCCGCCGUCGCCGCCGUAUCUCGCCCUUGUCUCCAACUCCAGCAAGAGCAAUUCUUCAUCGCAAUUCCUCACCGGCGUCAGCUUCGCCUCCGGAGGUGCUGGCAUCUUAGAUGGCACUGCUGACAAAUACAAACAAUCGAUCCCUUUGACCAAGCAAGUGGAAUACUACCUCGCGGUGCACGAAAGCCUGGUGCAACACAUGGGAUCGUCUGGCGCAAAGCAGCACGUAACCAAGUCCCUUUUCAUCAUCGUCAUCGGAAGCAACGACAUCUUCGGCUACUCCGGAUCCUCCGAUCUCCGCAAGCAGCACACGCCGCAGCAAUACGUCGACCUCAUGGCUUCUUCGCUGAAGGAUCAGUUGAAGCAUCUCCACAGUUAUGAUGCGCGCAAGUUCGUGUUCGUGGGGCUCCCGCCGAUCGGAUGCUGUCCGUCGCAGAGGAACCAGAACAAGACGGCCGCAUGCAAGGAGGACACGAAUUCCUGGUCGCGCAUGUACAACACGGCGCUCCAAGCAAUGUUGAAGGGAUUGAAGGCCGAGCUCAAUGACAUAAGCUACAGCUACUUGGACACCUACGCCGUCGUGCAAAACUUCGUCCUGAAUCCAUCUGCUCACGGUUUUACAGAGGUCAAAGCGGCCUGUUGCGGUCUUGGUAACCUGAACGCGAAAGUCGGAUGCUUACCGAUCUCGCAUUACUGCCCCAACCGGCGAGACCAUGUGUUUUGGGAUCUAUAUCAUCCCACAGAAGCGGCGGCCCGCAUGUUCAUAGACAAGGUCUUCCACGGCGCGCCGCAGUACGCAUACCCGAUGGAUGUCCAGCAACUGGCCACUGUCGGGGCUUAAGCAAAACAAACAAUCCAAAUUGGAAGAUUUUUUUGUUUUUUGAGACAGUAGGAUUACAUGCUACAUGUUGUCAAUCUUCAAAAAGCGAUUCGGUAUAUGGGGAUACUUGGGUUAAGAAAAAUCGUUGCUUUUAAAGAAGUCAUUCUGUUGCCUGGCUUUGUACGUCAGAAGAAAGAGCAUCGUCAGUUGAUAUAAUCUCAAAAUGUUACCUGCGUUAA
Molecule: messenger RNA, 1592 nt
Organism: Eucalyptus grandis
Lineage: Eukaryota; Viridiplantae; Streptophyta; Magnoliopsida; Myrtales; Myrtaceae
Product: GDSL esterase/lipase At5g55050
Exons: 5
Coding region: 349-1374 (341 amino acids)
Molecular function (GO): hydrolase activity, acting on ester bonds
Source: RefSeq, a predicted model, not a curated record